CAACCCUUAUAUAAUUCCACCCAAACACUGACAAUUCUCAGCACCCAAAAUCACAAAAUCAAAACCCUAAUUCCUAAAUUUUUUUCAAAUUUCAAAUACCAAUAUGCCUUCGAUUCCCGAAGAGCCAUUGCUUGCUCCGAACCCGGACCGGUUCUGCAUGUUUCCAAUUCAGUACCCGGAGAUAUGGGAGAUGUACAAGAAGGCCGAGGCCUCGUUCUGGACCGCCGAGGAGGUCGAUCUCUCCGGCGACGUACGUCACUGGGAAAACCUAACCGAUGACGAGAGGCACUUCAUCACUCACGUGCUCGCCUUCUUCGCCGCCUCCGACGGCAUCGUUUUGGAGAAUCUGGCGGGGAGGUUCAUGAAGGAGGUCCAGGUUUCGGAGGCUCGCGCUUUCUAUGGCUUCCAGAUUGCGAUCGAGAACAUCCACUCCGAAAUGUACAGUCUCUUGCUCGAGACCUAUAUCAAGGACUCGGCCGAGAAGAACCGGCUGUUCCACGCGAUGGAGACCGUUCCUUGCGUGGCGAAGAAGGCCGAGUGGGCCCUGCGGUGGAUCGACGGCGGAGAAUCGUUCGCGGAGAGGCUCAUCGCCUUCGCUUGCGUCGAAGGCAUUUUCUUCUCCGGAAGCUUCUGCGCGAUAUUUUGGCUAAAAAAGCGCGGGUUAAUGCCCGGGUUAACCUUCUCCAACGAGUUGAUCUCGCGAGACGAAGGUCUCCACUGCGAUUUCGCGUGCCUGCUCUACACUCUCUUGCGCAAGAAGCUGAGCGAGGAGCGCGUGAAGGCUAUCGUCCGCGACGCGGUGGAUAUAGAGAGGGAGUUUGUGUGCGACGCGCUGCCCUGCGCGUUGGUUGGGAUGAACGGCGAUCUGAUGAGCCAGUACAUCGAGUUUGUGGCGGAUAGGCUUUUGGGCGCGUUGGGGUGUGGCAAAAUCUACGAUGUUCAGAACCCAUUUGAUUGGAUGGAACUGAUUUCGUUGCAAGGAAAGACCAAUUUCUUUGAGAAGAGAGUUGGGGAGUACCAGAAGGCUUCUGUGAUGUCAAGUUUGAAUGCAAAUGGUGGUGACACCCAUGUGUUCAAGUUGGAUGAGGAUUUCUGAUUUGGUGCCUAAUUAUGUACUUAAUAUUUAAUAUUUGUGUUUCUAUUUUUUUAGUUUUUAGUUUUAAAGUGCUUUUUAUAUUUUUAAUUUUAGUUUCUUUGUUUGUUCAAUUUCUUGUUUAGAAAUGAUAAAAAGAAAAUUUCGUUCA
Quercus lobata is the source of this 1244-nucleotide messenger RNA. It is a transcript of the gene TSO2, whose product is annotated as Ferritin/ribonucleotide reductase-like family protein. Gene Ontology annotation, biological process: deoxyribonucleotide biosynthetic process. Bases 104 to 1096 code for a protein of 330 amino acids. The transcript has a single exon. Gene Ontology annotation, molecular function: oxidoreductase activity. NCBI's taxonomy places the organism in Eukaryota, Viridiplantae, Streptophyta, Magnoliopsida, Fagales, Fagaceae. The record is from RefSeq and is a predicted model, not a curated record.